Penicillium alfredii is the source of this 1935-nucleotide messenger RNA. RefSeq lists its product as uncharacterized. The transcript has 2 exons. The coding region runs from base 1 to 1935 and encodes 644 amino acids. The record is from RefSeq and is a predicted model, not a curated record. NCBI's taxonomy places the organism in Eukaryota, Fungi, Ascomycota, Eurotiomycetes, Eurotiales, Aspergillaceae.
AUGUCAGCAACGCCUCGCAAACCUGGAACUCCCGGCAGUUCCAGCAAAUCAUCGACCGCAGAUCCGCCCUCAACCAACGGGUCCACCACACGAGGACAUACACGCUCGCCCAGCGCCGCCAGUAACGGCAUCAACCGCUCCCCCUCCCUCCGAGGCUCAACCCCCGUUUCUGCACGCGCUGCGGCCAGAAAGCCCGCUCGGUCCAAUCUGAGCAUGUCAAAUGUCCCCAGAGUUUCCGGCGACCCCUCCGACGAGGAGGCGCGGGCCCAGAAUGCUGCUCUCAUCGAUGAGCUGCGAGAGCAGCUUCAAAAGGCCGAAACCGCCUCCGAGCAAUACCAGAAGCAGCUGGGUGUCUUGCAGAUGCGUCUAGAUGAGGCUGUCAGUGAGCAGGGCAAAUUGGAGGAUCAGGCUCAUGAGCGGGACACUCGCAUUGAGACGCUCAACAGCGAAACUCGGGAUCAGGCCCGCCAGAUCCGCGACCUGGAACAAAACCACGAGAUGGAGCGGAAUGCCAUGCUGCAGGAGAAAGAGCAGCAAACAAGCCGGGAAGAAGAGAUGCAGGCAACCAUCCAACGGCUGAAAGAGUCGAUGGCACAGAAAGACAUGCGCAUCAAUGCGGAUGGCGAUCGCCAAAUCUCCCGAUCCUCUAGUUUCCGCAACAGGGCCUCCCCGGAGUUGGACGGCCAGUUUGCGCCUUCGUCGCAACUGGAGCGCAGUCCCUCCCGGAAUAAUUCCACGCUUCUCCUGCAAAAGGACAAGGUGAUCGAAUCAUUGCGCCUGGAACUCGCGGAAUCCCAAAUCAAACUCGUGGAGAUGGAAAACAAAGGCGGCGGUCGCCAGCGCGAGUUGGAGAAGGAGCUUUUGGAGGCUCGCAUGGCCAACGCUCGCCUGAUGGAAGAUAACGAAAGCUAUCAGCUUCUCCUGAGUGAGAAGACUCUGACUGGCGACUUUACAAAGGGCGAUUUUAUGCGGGAUGCCCACCCCGGGACAAAGGAAUCUUCCGGCGGACUAGGGUCCCUGGCGGAUGAGCUCGAAUCCGUGGAUGAGGCGCCUGAGACCGAUCCGACUCGCAGAAUGGAGGCGGAAAUUAGAAGUCUUAAGGACCAAAACAAGGCCUUGACGCUUUAUAUCGAGCGCAUCAUCAGUCGGCUCCUGCAGCACGACGGGUUCGAGCACAUCCUGGACAGGGGGGAUCAUGAUGGCCCGAAUGGCAAGCGGGCCAGCGGCGGAGACAAGGACUUGCCCCCUACUCCCCCGGAGAAGGAUGAUUCUCCCUCGCAGAGCUUCUUGCAACGAGCCAGAUCGGUCGUCGCUGGGCCAGCCCCUCGCUCUCAACCUCGCUCCCGCCCAGCCAGUAUGAUGCCCCCGCCGCCUCCGGCACCUUCGCACAGCACUGCAAACGAGAACCCGGACACUGCACCCAGCAUCCCUUUCCGUGCUCAGUCUGUGCGAGCGAGUCAUCGCCGUACCCGCUCGGAGCAAGUAGAUCCGGGCGCUGCAUCGGUCGUUGGGCAAAUGUACCGCGGGCGCUAUUCUGGAGGGCCCAUCAGCCCGACAGCUGUGGGCCCUGGGUCGCGGCAGAGCAUGUUUUCUGGCGCCAACAGCUACUUUUCCAGCAUGAGCCGUGCCCCGUCCAUGUCGAGCCAGCCCGAGCGCACCGGCCGCAGCAGCUCGCCCAGCGUCACCAGUGAUAUCCCUGGAGAAACCGGCUCCACGGGGGCGACAUCCAGCCCACCGCGGUCCAGCAGCGGCAUGAAUAAUUAUACUGGAGCGGUCAUGACGCAGAAUAAGCUGCGUCCGCUGCGUCUGGUGAGCGAAACGGCCAGAAUCGAGGAGGAAGAGGCCGCUGCCCGGAGGAAGGCCAACCGCGCAAGCUGGAUUCCGUGGAUGAAUCGCCAGAACACCAACCCCGAUGAGCCGGCACCGCCUUCUUGA